This is a messenger RNA of Panonychus citri (citrus red mite), 1717 nucleotides long. Its product is annotated as probable serine/threonine-protein kinase DDB_G0283337. Lineage: Eukaryota; Metazoa; Arthropoda; Arachnida; Trombidiformes; Tetranychidae. The coding region runs from base 443 to 1645 and encodes 400 amino acids. The record is from RefSeq and is a predicted model, not a curated record. The transcript is spliced from 2 exons.
AAAACAAAGCAACAUGAAUCAAAAUUGAUUUUUAACAACAAAUUGAUUAUCAUUAGUGAAUUAUUAUUGUGUUAAUAUUGAGAGAAAAUAAAAUCUCUAUUAAUUUAGUUGAUCAUCAUUACCAAUAUUCAUCAGAAAAUAAUUAAUAGUUAAUGAUUAGUGAUUAGUGAUUAGUGAUUAUUGAUCAUCAUCAAAUCAGGAGGAAACUUGAAGAUUCUCAAAAGGAAACAGUUAAUUGUUACUAAUAAAAUCAAAAAGAUGAUCAUUUAAUUGUUAUUAAACAAUGUAUUUACAUUCAUCCUUUAAAUAUGUUCAAAAUUCAUGUUAAUCAGUUGAAACAAUCAGUUAAUCAAGUGAGUUAAUGUUGACCAAGAAAAAAACCUUAGGCCUAACAGAAUUGAAAACAUAAUACUUCAAAUGAAAGGACAACGGAAAGUUAAAAAUGUCAAUCAAAUCAACAUUUUUAAUCACAAUUAACUAUAUUUUCAUCUAUGGUAGUUUAAUGGUUAAUUGUGAGGUGAUAGACAAGUUGAAGAGUCAACAAUUAAGCAAUCGGAUCAAACGACAGUCAAAUCUUAAUUCAACAUCAAUAAUCAAUGGGAUCUUAUCGUCAUCACAAUUAAUCAACAAUCAAGAAAAAAUUAGCCGGGAAAAUCUAAUAACCAUAUUACAAUCACUCGAGAUAAAUGAGACAACAAUCAAAGUUAAUUGGAGAUUACAAGUCAUUAAUCAUCACAAUAAGUCAUCACAAUUAAAGAUUAACCCAGUUGACCAUUACUUGCCUACAGAGUGGACAUUGAGAGUACGUCAAUUCGGGACUCUUUAUGUUAAAUUGCGAUUCAUAUCCGAGAUAAUUAAUUAUUCUAGAUUGUUAAUCACUGGAUUUAAAGAUAUUAAUUUUGUUAUCUCAUCACUUCAAGAUGGAAUCGCUUAUGAAUUGUGUUUACAAUCAGCUGAAUUCCCUGUUCAUGAUAAAAUUGAUACAAUUCUGAGGCGAGUGAGUAUAAUCAACAGUCAGGGUGAACCGGAAUUGAAUAACAACCAGGGUGGUGGUGGUAAAAUGGUCUGUAAGGAAGUGGUCACUCGCCGGUCAACAUGUGGUAAUACAUUGACACCAGGUAAGAUUGCAACGGUAACUGUUGUCUCAUCAGCAUCAACAAUUAUAAUUGUUGUGAUUGUUGGUUGUUGUUGGUGUCCAAACAAUAAGGAAGAUGAAAAAAGUGAUCAAGAUGGACAUCGGUCAGAAAAUGAUGAAGAAUCAAUUGAAGAUGAAGAUAAUCAACCAGAAGUGAAUAACAAUAAUAAUACAAACAACAAUCAAGGGAAAUGGUUCAAAUUGUUUAAAUCAUCAUCAACUGUUACCACCAAUCAAUUGAAUGACAAUAACAAUCAACGUAAACCAAUUGGUAGAUCCUUAAUUGUUCACAAUGUUAAUUAUGAGGAUAAAAAUUAUUAUUAUAAUGUAAAAAAGGUUGAUAAUUGGUUUAAUUUUUGGCGGAAAAUUAAAUUCAAUGAUCAACCCAUUUUGUUUAACAAACAUUUGGAAACAAUUAAUAUUGGAUUUGAUUGUCAACCAACAUCAACAACAAUUUACAGGCCCAAGAGUUGGCCACAAGAUGAGUGGACAAUUAAAGUUACUAAUUAACUCCCUGAUAGUGACUUAAAUCAUCAAAUUGUAUUUAUGAUCAUAAUUAAAAAUUCAAUUUAAAUGAUAAAA